UAUUCAUAAGGAAGGCGAGCCCGCUCCUCUGCACGCCGCGGCCGCCGCCAUGAAGCUCAACGUGGACGGGCUGCUGGUCUACUUCCCGUACGAUUACAUCUACCCGGAGCAGUUCUCCUACAUGCUGGAGCUCAAACGCACGCUGGACGCCAAGGGUCAUGGAGUCCUAGAGAUGCCCUCGGGCACUGGGAAGACAGUGUCCCUACUGGCGCUGAUCAUGGCCUACCAGCGGGCAUAUCCACUGGAGGUGACCAAACUCAUCUACUGCUCAAGGACAGUGCCAGAGAUUGAGAAGGUGAUUGAAGAGCUUCGCAAGUUGCUCAGUUUCUAUGAAAAGCAAGAGGACGAGAAGCUGCCAUUUUUGGGGCUGGCUCUGAGCUCCCGCAAGAACCUGUGUAUUCAUCCUGAGGUGACACCCCUACGCUUUGGGAAGGACGUCGAUGGGAAAUGCCACAGCCUCACGGCCUCCUACGUGCGGGCACAGUACCAGCAGGACGCCAGCAUGCCCCACUGCCGCUUCUACGAGGAGUUCGAUGCCCAUGGGCGCCAGGCACCCCUCCCUGCCGGGAUCUACAACCUGGAUGACCUGAAAGCCCUGGGCCAGCGCCAGGGCUGGUGCCCCUACUUCCUCGCCCGCUACUCAAUCCUGCACGCCAACGUUGUGGUUUAUAGCUACCACUACCUCCUGGACCCCAAGAUAGCAGACCUGGUGUCCAAGGAGCUGGCCCGCAAGGCCGUCGUGGUCUUUGAUGAGGCCCACAACAUUGACAACGUCUGUAUCGACUCCAUGAGUGUCAACCUCACCCGCCGGACCCUCGACAGGUGCCAGGGCAACCUGGAGACCCUGCAGAAGACAGUGCUCAGGAUCAAGGAGACGGAUGAGCACCGCCUGCGCGAUGAGUACCGCCGCCUGGUGGAGGGGCUGCGGGAGGCCAGUGCUGCCCGAGAGACUGAUGCCCACCUGGCCAACCCCGUGCUGCCCGAUGAGGUGCUGCAGGAGGCGGUGCCCGGCUCCAUCCGCACGGCUGAGCACUUCCUUGGCUUCCUGCGGCGGCUGCUAGAGUACGUCAAGUGGCGGCUGCGCGUGCAGCACGUGGUCCAGGAGAGCCCGCCGGCCUUCCUGAGCAACCUGGCCCAGCGGGUGUGCAUCCAGCGCAAGCCCCUCAGGUUCUGUGCUGAGCGCCUCCGCUCCCUCCUGCACACCUUGGAGAUCGCUGACCUGGCCGACUUCUCCCCGCUCACUCUUCUUGCCAACUUCGCCACCCUGGUCAGCACCUACGCUAAGGGCUUCACCAUCAUCAUCGAGCCCUUUGAUGACAGGACCCCAACCAUUGCCAACCCUGUCCUGCACUUCAGCUGCAUGGACGCCUCCCUGGCCAUCAAACCUGUGUUCGAGCGCUUCCAGUCUGUCAUCAUCACCUCUGGGACGCUGUCCCCACUGGACAUCUACCCCAAGAUCCUGGACUUCCACCCCGUCACCAUGGCAACCUUCACAAUGACACUGGCCCGAGUCUGCCUGUGCCCCAUGAUCAUCGGCAGGGGUAAUGACCAGGUGGCCAUCAGCUCCAAAUUUGAGACCCGGGAAGAUAUUGCUGUGAUCCGGAACUAUGGGAACCUCCUGCUGGAGAUGUCCGCCGUGGUCCCUGACGGCAUCGUGGCCUUCUUCACCAGCUACCAGUACAUGGAGAGCACUGUGGCCUCCUGGUAUGAGCAGGGCAUCCUUGAAAAUAUCCAGAGGAACAAGCUGCUCUUCAUUGAGACCCAGGACGGGGCAGAGACCAGCGUUGCCCUGGAGAAGUAUCAGGAGGCCUGCGAGAAUGGCCGAGGGGCCAUCCUGCUGUCAGUGGCCCGGGGCAAAGUGUCUGAGGGAAUCGACUUUGUGCACCACUUCGGGCGAGCGGUCAUCAUGUUUGGCGUCCCCUACGUCUACACGCAGAGCCGCAUUCUGAAGGCCCGGCUGGAAUACCUGCGGGACCAGUUCCAGAUCCGCGAGAACGACUUCCUCACCUUUGACGCCAUGCGCCACGCAGCCCAGUGUGUGGGCCGCGCCAUCAGGGGCAAGACGGACUACGGCCUCAUGGUCUUCGCCGACAAACGGUUUGCCAGGGCCGACAAGCGGGGGAAGCUGCCUCGCUGGAUCCAGGAGCACCUCACAGACGCCAACCUGAACCUGACUGUUGACGAGGGGGUCCAGGUCGCCAAGUACUUCCUGAGGCAGAUGGCGCAGCCCUUCCACCGGGAGGAUCAGCUGGGUCUGUCCCUGCUCAGCCUGGAGCAGCUGGAGUCAGAGGAGACGCUGCGGAGGAUAGAGCAGAUCGCCCAGCAGCUGUGAACCUGGGCAGGGUCAUCAAAGGAGUCUGAGGCCACUCCCUCAUCUUGCCUGGCCCUGUCCCAGCAGCUCAGAGGACCCCUCAGGUGGACAUUCCAAAUAUACAGCCUUUAAUUACAGGGAGAGGGCAGCACUGAUGCCCCAUCCGCUGGGCACCCCCAGGCAGGGGUGUCCUGGGGAGAUGGACAACCCUGUGCCUCCCGCCCCGCUCUUCCGGAGAAGCUGCAGCCACGUGGUCCUGUCUGCGUUAGCGGGGGCUCAGGUCCUGGGUACUGGCACUGAGGGUCCGAGGGGCCUCACUCAGGGGCCGACUGGGGAGCUGGGGACAGACACAGGGAGUGGUUAAAGUGGGUCUCUGCCCCAGUUGUCACGAUGCCUGUCCCCCUGCCUCCACCCCAGGUACAACCUCCCUUCUGUCCUGGGAUGUGCUCCACCUGAAACCUGCCAGUCCCUGCCACCAUGGCUCCGCCCCACCCUUGCCCAGGUGUCCCUCUCACCUGAGCCCCAGUCGCUCUGGGACCAUCCAUGUUCAGCAUGUUGAGUGACAUGGCUCUCUUCAUCCUGCAAUGGAUGGGCCAGAGAAGAACAAGGGAAACCCGGGAGGUCUGGCUCCCGCUCUGGGAGGACCUCUCCGCGCUAGGCUGGACCUUCACAGAGGAGCUGGGAGCCACCAGGAGCAGCAUGGGGGGAGGGGCUCUGCCACCGAGAGCCAGCACUCACCCUGCGGCCCCUGCCAAGCCCUCCCCUCGGAGGCGGGAGACCAGCUUCUCACUUCCACGCCGGAGAGACUCGCGGAGCUUAGAGAAGGAGCUGCUCCUUCGCAGAGCCUGAGGAGGGCACGGGACAGUGACCGAACCCUAGCUGGCCCGUCGGUCCCCACCCCCAUCAGGAGCCACAGCAAAGCCUGUCUCACCUGUUGUUCUGCAUCACCAGCCGUGCCUGUGUUGGGAGCUCCUGGGGGACAGAGGGGGACAUUGAGAGGGGCCCUAGGGAGCCCCUUGGAAGGGGGCAGGCGGGCGGGCGGGGCUCACCCCUUGGUGGCGGCAGGCCCUCCCUGCUCAGGAUCUCUCUGUACAGCUCCUCCGCCUGCUCGUACUUGUUCUGUUUCAGGUAGGCAGAGGCCUGUGGGGAGGGCGGGCGUGGGGACCUUGGCUGUGAUCUGGGAACUUCUCGGGACCCCCAGCCCACCUUUCUCUGUGCAAACCUGGCCAUGCCUCCCAGGGCUCUUGGAGGAAGCCAGGCCGCCUCCUCGGAGGCCUGCCCUGGAGCAGGUGAAGCCCAGAGGGCACACGCCUGCUGCCACCAGCCUGUUCCCUGCCCUGCCUUGGCCAGUGACACCUCUGUGCCUGUACCGGGUGCAAACAGGGUGACUAGCCCCGGCUCUUGAAAGUGCUGAGAUGGGGCUGCCCAUAGUGGGUGCAAUAAAGGCCUGCU
Messenger RNA from Sciurus carolinensis (gray squirrel), 3763 nucleotides. RefSeq names its product ERCC excision repair 2, TFIIH core complex helicase subunit (gene Ercc2). The coding region runs from base 50 to 2332 and encodes 760 amino acids. The record is from RefSeq and is a predicted model, not a curated record. Gene Ontology annotation, biological process: transcription by RNA polymerase II; positive regulation of mitotic recombination; nucleotide-excision repair. Lineage: Eukaryota; Metazoa; Chordata; Mammalia; Rodentia; Sciuridae. The transcript is spliced from 23 exons. Gene Ontology annotation, cellular component: nucleus. Gene Ontology annotation, molecular function: ATP binding; damaged DNA binding; hydrolase activity, acting on acid anhydrides, in phosphorus-containing anhydrides.